Molecule: messenger RNA, 2635 nt
Organism: Babesia bovis T2Bo
Lineage: Eukaryota; Apicomplexa; Aconoidasida; Piroplasmida; Babesiidae
Product: CS domain family protein
Exons: 9
Coding region: 31-2589 (852 amino acids)
Source: RefSeq, a predicted model, not a curated record
GAUGCUAGCAUCCACCAGGACAUGGAAUAGAUGAACAUCCAGACUAUCGCAACUUGUACUGUUGCAUUAACCUUGGGGCAUAAUAAUGCACAAAGAAACCAUAAUCGUAACGUAGUAACUACACAGUACAAUGGAAUCUAUGUAAAUCGUGCAUCACCAAAGCAGUGGCACGCAUUCCUAGCAACUCCGUCACAGUUGUCCAGAAAACAAAAAAAACUAGAGUUACACGCCGGUUGGGGAAGAACAUAUGAUUAUACAUGGAAUGAAGAUGGUCACAACGUGCAAGUGUCAGUAUCACUGGAACCUAGUGUAUCCACUAGUGACCUAGAAGUGACCAUACAACCAAGUACAAUAAAUGCCAUAAAUAAAAGGAAACCGAAGAAACCACUCAUUAGAGGUACACUAAAAGGACCAAUUGAUGUAGAUGGAAGCUUUUGGACAGUGGAGGAAAUUCAUAAAACGAAGCAUUUAAUUAUAACACUAAAGAAAAGUGAACUACAAACUGGAUUAUGGUUCGGUGUUAUAAAAGAUGAAAAAGUCGAACAACAAACAUACGAAACAGUCAAACAACAAGAUGCAAAAGUGACAAAAGUACAAAGUAAAGAACCGAAAGGUAUAUUCGCACAAUAUGUAUUCGAAGAAGUGGAUCAAAACCAACUUGAAGAAAUUCUAAAAAGAUGGAUGAGCCGUGAGUCAUCAGAUAAAAUACCAUAUGGAAAACCGAAACUACCCAUCAAUAUUACAUUCAUACCAGAAGGAGCUGGAGGUAAACUGAUAUACGAAAGCAAGUAUCCAGAUCUCGAUGAAUACCUAGAUGUCAUAGUCGGACCUAUUGACACUAAAGAAAAGAAAUAUACGGGAGAAGGAGCACAAGUUACAUUCAUCAAUAGCCCAAGUACCAAAAUUAUACAGGGGCAAUUGGGAAAUGAAAUAGCAGAUCUUACAGUCACAUCAUUGAAUACACUGCUACAAAACUUUGAAAGAGAUGUGCACAAACUAGAUGGGCUGAUCAAAAACCGGAAUUCCGCAAAAGAUACGUUCGACUACAUGGGAAGCUCAGCGUUUAUCGAUACUGAAAACCUGGAACCAUAUAUCAAAUACCACGAACAGAUAAAAGAACAAACUAAAGGAUCGAGAUUGGAACCGGAUCCCAAAAAAGUAUUCAGAGAUGAAGCAACUGGAGUGGUUAUAGAUUGGAAUAAGACAAGUGAUGAUCCCACCGUAUCAAAAGAGGAAGAUGAAAAGAAUAAAAAGGUGUUACUUAAUACACUAACAGAGGCCAUCAAAAGGACCAAACGACCACAACCAGAGGAAACUAUUAAGGAUAUGGUUAACAAUGUCAAACAAGCACUGUCACUAAAUAACAUAGAAUAUGACCAAAUCAUGAUGAAAGUUAAGGAACGUAUUAGCCAAGAAGCUUCUAUGAUAGAGCAACAGCAAAAGUCCGUCAGUAAGAUGAAAUCAUUCGCACAACUGGAAGGUGUUGAUAGUCUCAUAGAGUCUAGCAAACCUGAUCUAACAAGUGAAACACCAGAUAAUAGCUUCGAUGUAGCUAUGGCUAUGCCAGAUAGUAGCAUGCUGGCCAAAAAGUAUGCAUCCAUUUCAAGUACACAAAAGGAACAACUAAGGAAGCGAUGGAAAUCAAAUGAAAAAAGGCUAAAGCUGCUCAUAGCAGAACUGAUAGAAGCACCGCAAAAUAAAUGCCCUACCAUAUGCAACAAUUAUAUAGACCUGCUAAUAUCAGAAGAUUACCCAACGCUAAUGAAGAGCUAUCUCAGGUAUAACGCAAUACAAAAUGAACAAGAGAAAAACCGGCUGACUUUUCUCAACGAAUUCGUAAUCAGCCUCUAUAAGGACCAGGCGAUAUACCUGCUGCAUGACGAACAUCUGCAGCUGCAGAAAAUAGAAGAAAUAAUACAAUGGGCACUAGAGGAUUUCCAAAAUUUAAAUGACCUCCUGGAAGAAAAUAAGCAUAAAUAUGAUGUAAACUUUGUAUCCUACCUCAAUCUCGCAAUAUCAAAAGAAGUUGAAAGAAUAAAGAAACAAUAUGGAAAUACACCCCUGUCAGAAGCUACCGCGAAGUCCUAUGAACACCCAUGGCUGUGCCUAUUGACAAUUAUACAAAGAGCAAUCUACUCAAUGGCAGAAGCUGAUAUGGCAGAAGAUUGCUAUAUACUCACAACAAUCAUAAACUUCGAAGAUCCACUCGUGAGAAGCUACAUGCUAGAGUUAUUCCUAGCAACUAUGCCAAGGUCCGAUUGGAAGGCAUUCAAGGAUUUAAUCAUAUCUGCCAGCAACUCACUCAUCAACAAACCACCAGAAGAGAGAACUGAUUUGAAAGGAACUGAGCCGCAUUUUGUAGAAGCAGUAAUGCAACUAAGAGAUGAAGUAGAAAAAAUGAUACCUGAUUGGAUUAUAGAUGAACUACUCUCGGAAGAUGAUAGAAUGUACAUGAUAGAAAACAAUAAAAGGAAGUCACCACUCAUGCAGCUGCAAUUGGAGCCUAAAGAAAGCACACCAGAUGCCGCACAAAAAUUAAAAGACAAGGAAAUAUACAUCGAUAAACAGACAGUAUCUGUCAAAAAGUAAUCACAACAACAACAUGUGGAAAAUAAUCAACAUCAGAACUAAUGUG